AUGGCGGGUCCGUCCUGCCCCAAUCCUUCCUGCUCGAAUCCAUCCGUCGAGGACAUCGAUGACAAAAGAAUAUGUACAAGCUGUGGUACCGUCGUCACCGAGUCUUUCAUAGUCUCGGAAAUCACAUUCGGUGAAACCUCAUCCGGUGCUGCCGUCGUCCAAGGUUCCUAUGUUGGAGCCGACCAGAAGCAUGCUCGAUCCUCAGGUCCAUUCCGUCGUCAUGGUGCUGCUGAAACACGAGAGCAGGUCAUCUCAAAUGGUCGUCGGAAACUGAAUCAGCUAGCGUCGGCCUUAAGCGUCCAUGACCGAUUUGUUGAAACCGCUGCAAGAUAUUUUACUCUCGCCGUCACCCAUAACUUUAUCCAAGGACGAAAGACCCAACACGUCGUCGCAUGUUGUUUAUACAUUGCCUGUCGUUUAGACAAAAGUGCACACAUGCUUAUCGACUUUUCGGACAUCCUGCAGCUCAAUGUUUUCUCCUUGGGAAGCACGUACCUUAAAUUAGUCAAAACACUCAAUCUUAACAUCCCUCAACUAGACCCGGAGUUGUGGAUUCGUCGUUUCGCCAGACACCUUGAGUUCGGCGAUAAAACCCAGCAGGUAUGCCGAGACGCUAUCAAAAUCGUCCAGCGUAUGGACCGAGAUUGGAUCAUGGAAGGCCGUAGACCAGCUGGUGUCUGCGGAGCCGCCAUCAUUAUCGCCGCUCGUAUGAACAACUUUCGAAGAACAGUUACCGAAGUCGUCUACAUUGUCAAAGUUGCCGGCAUGACCAUCAACAAACGUUUAGAAGAGUUCAAAAACACAAAGAGCAGUGAAUUAACCGUCAGCGAGUUCCGUAAUAUGUGGUUAGAACAGUACCAUGACCCCCCGAGUUUUGGAGAGAAUAAGACAAAGAAGAGAAGGAGAAGAUGGGUAAAGAGUGUCAACGAAGACGGUGAAGUCAUUGAAAACGAGGUGGACGAGUCCGCUAGUGCACCUAUUGUCGACCUUACAGCGGGCAAUUUUCUGGGUCCAGAUGGUCGACUUAUUGGACCAGGCACAGCGGCCAAUGCUGCAAAUGAAAAGGCACAGAAAGCCUUUGGCGACGGGUCGGCUCGUAAACGCCCUCGUGUUGACGCCGAUGGCUUCGCCAUACCCGCUAUUCCGACUACAUCUAGUCCUUCUCCAUACCAAGAAGUCACCACGGUUCCUGCCCCACCACGCCCGACAUCUCCUCCUUCCGCGCCAACCAUCUCACCUGGAAGCACACCCCACGGCGAAUCUCCAGGCUCGCCGGUGGACAAAGAACCGAAUGAAGGGCCCAAGAGCCCACUUGAGGCCGAGAUUCUAGCGUUGAUCAACAAUCCGGAAACGCAAACGGCAGUCGAAGAUAUUCGACGUGAACGAUUACGCCAACAAGCAUUACUCCCACCUUCCACCGUCUCCGCCGACCCCGAUAACCUUGAAGAUGUUGAUGAUGAUGAAAUCGAAUCAGUCAUGAUGAGCCCAGAGGAGGUAGCCCUAAAGACCAAAAUUUGGUAUGAAUACAACAGGGAAUAUCUUCUCACUCAAGAGGCAAAGAGGCUCAAAGCCGAGGCGGAUGAAAAGGCAGGCAUUGGAAAGAAGGCACGAAAGAAGCGAGGGAAAGCGAAACCAAGAGAUAGCAGUUUUCCAGAUAUGCCUGCGAGUCCAGCGGAGGCAGCGAGGGAAAUGAUGAAAAAGAAAACAUUUUCCAGGAAAAUCAAUUAUGCGGCGCUGGAUAGUUUGUUUGAGGACAUCAAGACACCAUAG
This is a messenger RNA of Orbilia oligospora ATCC 24927, 1770 nucleotides long. RefSeq lists its product as uncharacterized. Gene Ontology annotation, biological process: transcription preinitiation complex assembly; DNA-templated transcription initiation; transcription by RNA polymerase III. The transcript is spliced from 2 exons. The coding region runs from base 1 to 1770 and encodes 589 amino acids. Gene Ontology annotation, molecular function: TBP-class protein binding; RNA polymerase III general transcription initiation factor activity; RNA polymerase III type 3 promoter sequence-specific DNA binding. The record is from RefSeq and is a predicted model, not a curated record. Gene Ontology annotation, cellular component: transcription factor TFIIIB complex; nucleus; transcription preinitiation complex. NCBI's taxonomy places the organism in Eukaryota, Fungi, Ascomycota, Orbiliomycetes, Orbiliales, Orbiliaceae.